Molecule: messenger RNA, 544 nt
Organism: Saimiri boliviensis boliviensis (Bolivian squirrel monkey)
Lineage: Eukaryota; Metazoa; Chordata; Mammalia; Primates; Cebidae
Source: RefSeq, a predicted model, not a curated record
AACUACCACCAUGUCAAGCAAAAGAGCUAAGACCAAGACCACCAAGAAGCACCGUCAGCAUGCAACAUCUAAUGUGUUUGCUAAGUUUGACCAGUCACAGAUUCAGGAGUUCAAAGAGGCCUUCAACAUGAUUGAUCAGAAUAGAGAUGGUUUCAUCGACAAGGAAGAUUUGCAUGAUAUGCUUGCUUCAUUGGGGAAGAAUCCAACUGAUGAGUAUCUGGAUGCCAUGAUGAAUGAGGCUCCAGGCCCCAUCGAUUUCACCAUGUUACUCACCAUGUUUGGUGAGAAGUUAAAUGGCACAGAUCCUGAAGAUGUCAUCAGAAAUGCUUUUGCUUGUUUUGAUGAAGAAGCAACUGGCACCAUUCAGGAAGAUUACCUGAGAGAGCUGCUGACAGCCAUGGGGGAUCAGUUUAUGGAUGAGGAAGUGGAUGAGCUGUACAGAGAACCACCUAUUGACAAAAAGGGGAACUUCAAUUACAUUGACUUCACACGCAUCCUAAAACAUGGAUCAAAAGACAAAGAUGACUGAAAGAACUUCAAAUUC